Molecule: messenger RNA, 3058 nt
Organism: Candoia aspera
Lineage: Eukaryota; Metazoa; Chordata; Lepidosauria; Squamata; Candoiidae
Gene: PDLIM3
Product: PDZ and LIM domain 3
Exons: 8
Coding region: 366-1451 (361 amino acids)
Biological process (GO): actin cytoskeleton organization; heart development; muscle structure development
Cellular component (GO): filamentous actin; Z disc; adherens junction
Molecular function (GO): muscle alpha-actinin binding; actin binding
Source: RefSeq, a predicted model, not a curated record
ACACCGCCCAGCAGGCUGCAGGCAGAGCUAAAUAUGAGGCUGUAACUCGAAGCUGCGAGAGCGCGGCCGGGGAAGACUCCCGGGAAACGGCCAAACACGCAGCCUGCGAGCCAGUUCUCAAGUCCGAGAUUUCCUUGACCAAAGUUGGCCCUCCUGCCCAGGGCGGAGGGGACGCGGGCUUGCUGACGUCAGCCAGGAGCAGAUAAGAGGUGAUCUCGUCGCCGGAAGGAGCAAAAGGGAUCCUCCCGCGGCCAGACGAAGCUGCGCGCGGGGCAGAGGCGGGAGCGCUUGGUCUCGACAGCUCAGCCGCCCUUCGGAGCGGAGCCAAGACCGCGGAGCCGAGCUCCCGCAGAGUAGCCGGAAACAUGCCACAGAACGUGGUUCUUCCCGGACCCGCGCCUUGGGGCUUCAGGCUGUCGGGAGGAAUAGAUUUUAACCAGCCGCUAAUCAUAACCCGGAUAACACCAGGAAGUAAAGCUUCACAAGCCAAUUUGUGUCCUGGUGACAUCAUUAUAGCUAUUGAUGGCCACAGCACAGAGAACAUGACUCACAACGAUGCCCAGGAGAAAAUUAAAGCAGCAGCCCAUCAGCUCUGUCUGAAAAUUGAGAGGGCAGAGACUAAAUUGUGGUCUCCACAAGUAGCAGAAGAGGGCAAGCCACAUCCAUUCAAAAUAAACUUGGAAGCUGAACCACAGGACAUAAGCUACUUUGAACACAAGCAUAACAUUCGACCUAAACCUUUUGUAGUCCAAAGCCCAAGCAGUACUCCCUCCGGUUUUGAUGGCAGCAGUGGACGUAGCACACCCUCUUCCAUUAGCACUGUUAGCACUAUCUGCCCUACUGAGUUGAAAGCUGCAGCUAAGAUGGCCCCCAACAUUCCCUUAGAAAUGGAGCUUCCUGGUGUCAAGAUUGUACACGCUCAGUUUAACACUCCUAUGCAGAUGUAUUCAGAUGACAAUAUUAUGGAAACACUGCAGGGACAGGUUGCUACAGCACUUGGGGAAACACCCCCUAUAAGUGAGCCAGUACCAGUUGCAGUGCCCCAGUCUGAUGUUUAUAGGAUGCUACAUGAUGAUCCGCAAGGGCCCAGCCAACCACGCCAAUCCAGUUCUUUUAAGGUGCUCCAGGACAUGGUAUCUGAAGAAUCUGAAGGUCGUCCCAGUGGAACAAGGAGUGUAAAAGCACCUAUCACAAAGAUGGGUGAUGGUGCAGGAAGUGUGCCAAAAGUGCCUUUGUGUGACAAGUGUGGAAAUGGCAUUGUUGGCACAGUAGUAAAAGCCCGUGACAAGUACAGGCACCCAGAAUGUUUCGUCUGUUCCGACUGCAAUCUCAACCUGAAGCAGAAAGGCUACUUCUUUGUGGAAGGGCAGUUAUACUGUGAAACCCACGCCAGGGCUCGCAUGAGGCCCCCCGAGGGUUACGAAGCUGUCACCGUUUACCCCAAGGCUUAACUGUUUGGAGACACAGAUGCCUGCAUGCACGCCUAGGGCAUUCUCAGCUUACAGCAGCUCUACGCCAAUGGCCUAAAUCCAGCAAACUGCUCUUUUGGGGGGAGGGGGAAGGAGGACAGGAUGGAGGGCUCAGGGAAAAGGGUGGGGUUUUUAGUGGCCCAUUCUGGGAUAGGGAGCAUUCUUUCCCAAGACUUUAUCACAAUGUCUGCCAGUGUGGUCUGACAGGAGCAUAAAGUAAACAUAACAGAUUGUACUAUAUUAAGCAAAGCAAAGUUGUUCUACAUUGGUUAUAUUUUUGUUCAGUUGUUUGCACACACUUUACUAAGAAAAGACCUGGUCCAUAGAUGUUCUCAGCCUCCAAGCCAUGAACACAAAUCCUUUACCUAAGGACACCCAACCGAUACAAGACGGCCCACAGCCUUGUGAGCACUGUUUUUAUAUCAAUGUCGGUCUCUAUGAUAAAUCAAAUGUGGCUCCCCAUCCUGUUCACAUGCCUGCUGGUUCUUUGUGACCCACAGGACUAUUACCUCCAUAUCUUCCUCAACUGCAAGGCAAAGUAUAUUGCUGCUAAGUAGAAGGAGAUGGACCUGGUAGUAGAGUAUCUAAUUGCAUAGCCAUUAAAAGUAGUAGUAGUGAACCAGGUAGAGACAGAAAUGAAGACUUAGAAGUAGGAGAAGGCAACAGUUCAUAUUGGCCAUGAAUGGUUUGCUGUGAUAGAAGCACACUUUAGUAUAAAAUAGACACUGCAAAAAAGCAAGUGCUUUUUAAGUCAGCCACGAAUGACGAAGCUUUUGCCUUUUUUUUAAAGCACUAUCCCAGUUCCCGUCAACUGCAUUUUUAUUUGCUUUGUAAGGUUUUCUCAGCUUGGUGCCCUGCAACUCCCAUUGUUCCCAAUCAGGAGGGGGACUUUCCCAUGUUUGUUGCUUAGGGAAGCAAAGGAGGAAAAUAAUUCCCAGGCUGAAAUGACAUCAGCUUAUUGUCUUUAUCCUUACUUUCCUUAUGCUGCCUGAGAUAAGCAAAUCAAUUAGGGAAAGAUAGCCAGGAACACAACAGGCAGUUGAGCUCAGAGCAGACUGGGAAUGGGAUUACAUUUCUGGAAUGGUGGGUUUCUCUGCUUCAGGACAAAUGGUUCACAUUGAUCUAGUGCAGUGUUUCUCAACCUUGGCAACUUUAAGAUGUGUGGACUUCAACUCUGGGAACAGAAUUCUGAGAGUUGAAGUCCACACAUCUUAAAAUUGUCAAGGUUGAAAAACGAUGAUCUAGUGACUGGGAUCUGUAUAUGUGGAAGGAUAUAGUUCUGAAUACACAUUUGUUACUCCUUUGCAACACCCAUCUGGUCCUCACUGCGGGUGAGGAAGUAUAUGUCCAUCCAGAAUUGCUAGCUGCAACUGAAGCUGGAUGGGGGGCUUUGCUUGUGAUGGUUGAUAGGGGUAUGCUGUUUAAAAUUGGGUUUUUAAAAAUAUCAUUGGCCAUAUACGGGCCUUAAGGUAUGUCGGUGUAGGUUUACACACAUCGCAGUUAAUAUGGUUGUUGACUAUAAAGAGCUGCACUUCUGUAGGGUUGUUUGGUUUCUCUGUAUAAAGCAAUUAAAAUGCUUUUUUUAAAAA